UUGGGACGAAGAUGAAUUUAAUUGUGGACAAAUUUACAAUGUACAAAAACCAAUAUUAAGUGAUAUAUAUCACAGAGAAGACAUCUUAUGUAAAAAUAAAAACUCUUUCAAAUGUUGGCAAGGUACUGAAUGUAUAAAUUUUCGAUCAGUUUGCGAUGGCACAAAACAUUGUGCAGAUGGUUCAGAUGAACGUAUAUGUGAUAAUUGGAAUUUACAUUGUGAUCAAUUUACAGAAUUCAGGUGCUUGAACAACUACAACACAUAUAACACACGAAACUGUAUACCUCGGCAAUGGGUAUGUGAUCUGCAGGACGACUGUCCACAUGGAGAAGAUGAAUCAGUAACCAGUUGUUUAAGCAUGGAUCACCCAACAUUUAAUGGUCUAGAAACUGAUAUUGUAGAUUUUUAAAUAAAAAACAACUUUUAAAAAAUAAAUGUUUUAGAAGCAAUUUACAGCGCUAUUUUAUACAGUAUUAAAAGUAACCUUAUCAUCUGGUUUGCUUUCUAAUGAAAAUGGAGGUAUUCUACAAUCAAAUAAAUGUCCAUCUUCACGCUCCAUUCUAAAUGUUCCCC
Molecule: messenger RNA, 573 nt
Organism: Daktulosphaira vitifoliae (grape phylloxera)
Lineage: Eukaryota; Metazoa; Arthropoda; Insecta; Hemiptera; Phylloxeridae
Product: low-density lipoprotein receptor-related protein 8-like
Exons: 2
Molecular function (GO): protein binding
Source: RefSeq, a predicted model, not a curated record